Molecule: messenger RNA, 855 nt
Organism: Spodoptera littoralis (African cotton leafworm)
Lineage: Eukaryota; Metazoa; Arthropoda; Insecta; Lepidoptera; Noctuidae
Source: the annotation of a GenBank genome assembly
AAUGGUAAUUUUUUUUUGUUCUCAGCCAUCGUUGUGAGAUCAGCAGAGGAAGAAUCAAUGAAGAACUUAACUACAAUCACUUGGGCGCAUGCCGUCAAUAAUAAAACAUAUCUACAAGCUUCUUUAGCAAGCAGCAUUUGCAUGUUGGAAGCCGACAUUGUCAUCGGAACUGUGAUUGGCAAGGAAGGUCCUGCCAUCCCCAUAAUGGCCCACCCACCAGCAACCUCAUCCGACCUGUCCUUGGCCGAGUUUCUGGAGACCGUGUCCCAGCACAACUUGAAGGAAUCUAAUCCCAGCAGUAAGAAAGGAGUGAAGCUGGAUUUCAAGAGCAUUGAGGCUUAUGAGGAGAGUCAGGAGCUGAUUGGUCGCUACCAGGCGCAGGGCUUACCAAUAUGGCUGAAUGCUGACAUCCUCCCCGGACCAGUGGAUGCUACCACGAAACCAGUGGAUCCUGUGAAGUUCCUGAAGCUGGGCUCCAAACAUGCCUGUGCUGUGUUGUCGGUCGGAUGGACUACCAAUUACGGAGGGAACAUCACCGAGGGAGAGUACACCAGCGAACAAAUCGGUACCAUGCUAAGGAUGAUCAACGAAAACCAUAUCAAUCAAACUGUUACCUUUCCUGUUCGUGCUGGUCUAGCAGCCAAUAGCCAACCGGUUCUCCUGGACCUUCUUCGAGAAACCUCCUCUCUCAACUCCACCAUGACAGUCUGGUCUAGCGAAGGUGAUCAUGUGGAAGUAGACCGUCUCCGCGCCCUGAUCCUCACUGUAGGCUUAGAGAGGACCUACCUGGAUGUCCCUCAGGAGUUAGCUGGUAAACUCCAUCUUCCUCCACCAGACGCGAAGGCCAAGAACUAA